This is a messenger RNA of Aedes albopictus (Asian tiger mosquito), 1177 nucleotides long. RefSeq lists its product as uncharacterized. Lineage: Eukaryota; Metazoa; Arthropoda; Insecta; Diptera; Culicidae. The record is from RefSeq and is a predicted model, not a curated record. The coding region runs from base 1 to 1077 and encodes 358 amino acids. The transcript has a single exon.
AUGGCCGCCGACCGCGAACUGUCCCUGUUCCUGUACCACCUGACCCAGGAAAUUGUUGCGUCCAAAGACUACUCGGACUGCAACAUCAACCACAUCUGUGGCAAAUACUACGAAAACUCCACCUAUCCGGAUCGGGACCGCCUGCGGCGAUUGGUGUCCGAGUUGAAACAUAAACUCAAGAUCCUACAGCAGGAUGGUUCCAGGGAAGUUAUCUGCCCUGCGUCAAUUGAACCCGUUGCUUCGCAGCAGUCCUGCUGCCCCGCAUCUCAAUUAACGGACGUGCCCAAGUACCACCGCUGUGGUUGCCCACGAUCACGGGAUCACCUCGAUGAUUACUGUCCGUAUCCGACGAAGAGUUCCACCACUGUCAAAAAGACCACUUCCGACAAGUGCGUAGAUACGACGACUUCCGUCGAAGUGUUCUCCCCGACCAGGUUACUGAUUAGCGAUUCUACCCAGUAUUCGGCGCCGCGGUCCUAUCACUCGUACUCCACGGGAACUGCCUGCGGCAACUCCACCUGUUCCAAUUGUGGCAACUUUCUGAACGAGCAGAAAUCUGAGUUGGUUGAACGCUCCGGCUACUCGCCACGAUCUUCGGAGGACUCAAACACCCUGGUGGAACAGCUAUUGCUGAAGCAUUCAACCGCCCAGCAGGCCGCAGCUUCCAGUGAGAUUUUGAUGCGCCUGGCUGCCGGCGAUCGGAUUCUGUGCGAAAGCUGCCACGGAAAGUGUCCACUGCAUCGGUGUGGCCACAUCAGGGGCAGGUACGAACCGCCACCGGUUUGUCCGGGGAAGUGCGACUGUGGACCAUCUUGUAGAUCGACAAGGAUUCCGGCAGGCAAGAAGCCGAACUGUAACUGUCCGUUGAAGAAUUGUAAGCACAUGGAGAAUGAUGACGGUAUGGAUGGUGCUGGAGGGAGCGGUGGAAGUGGAGGUUUGGGAAGGCAGGGAGCGAUUCUGAGGCAGGAGGCAAGCCUGACGCCGCCUAUUACGUGUUGUGGUGCGAGAAGGAAGAAGAACCGAUCGGAACCACAGGGCACAUCUUGUCGAAGAAAGAGUGCGAAGAGGAAAGGUUGAGAGGUGGGUAAUCUCGAGGGUUAACUGUGUAGACUACUUCCGUUGUGUCAAUAUAGAUUUCACAACAUUUUUGGUUCUUCUAAUAACGUUGGGUCCAGUA